UAGGUAGGCCCUGUCUCUCCUGGGACCCGUGGGCCUCUCCCUUCAGCGUCCCUGCCCUCAGCCUUCUGCCUCUCACACUCACCUGGCCUCAUCGUUGCUUUUUUUCCCAAUAUUUAUUAUUUGGCUCAGCUGGGUCUUAGUUGCGGCACGAGGGGUCUUCGUUGACUCCUGUGAGGUCUUCUUGCGGCGAGCUGGAUGUUUUUAGCUGCAGCUCGUGGGAGCUUUAGUUGGGGCUUGCAGGAUCUACUUCCCUGCCCAGAAAUCAAACCCUGGCGCCCGGCCUGGGGAGCACAACAUCUUAACGGCUGAGCCAGCGGGGAAGGCCCUCCCGACCUCGUCUUUGAAGGCGCCUGUGUCUGUUCACCCGCCUCCCCACCAGCCAGCGCUUAUGGAAGCCCUGCUAAGUGCCACGCUCCACGCUGAGUGCAGGCACACUGUUAGAUGAGCUGCCCCAGGAGCGCCCGGCACUGUGCGGGAGGCAGGUGUGCAACAGGGGGUGCCAGCUGCUCGGUGGGGCACCAUGGCGAGAGCGUGGGGCAGGGAGUCUAGAACGUGGGAACGAAGGAUCGGGGCUGAGAGCAGAGGAGAAGCAGACCCAGGGCCCUCGGGCAGAGGCACAGGGUGGGGACGGGCACUUCCGGCCGGGGAGCCGGCGUGGGUAACGCUCCGGAGGUGGGGAGGAUGAGAUGUUCAAGAAGUCAGCGUUUGUCGAGUGUCUGUUGGGGUGCCAGGCACCCUGCUAAGAGCUUUGCGGUUUCUCAUUCAAUCCUUAUAAGCACCAAACCGGUGCAGAGGGCUGUCUUGUUCCCUGGACACGAGGGAACAGGCACAGAGUGGGUGAGUGUCUUGCUGGGGAUGCACAGGCGUGGAGGGGACGGAAGAGGCUUCCUCUGGCUGGAGUGAGGCCGGGGGCGAGGGCUCAGGGCCCCGUGAGCACAGGCGUCCACCCCAGGCAGGACGGUGAGGCUCCGCACCCUCCUGAAAUCCGUGCACGUGAGCCUCCCUGUGCCUCGGUUUCCUCAUCUGUAUGUUGGGGCUGAUCGGGCCUGUAUCUCGGGGGGCCUCAGGGGGAUGACCAAGUGGUGCAUGGGAAGAGCCCAGCACAGCUGCUCGCCCUGUGCGGCAGGCCUUCUUCCCGGGGGAGCCCCAGAAAGCAGGUGUUUGGUGCUUGGACAACAUCUCGGUGAACGGCUGCCGCCCUGGCGCCACAGCCUCCUGGCCGCGUGACCUUGCCCGGUCCUUCCCCUCAUCUGUGAAAUGGGCUUAAUCCCGCCACGGCAUGUGCUUGACUGCAAGCUGCGUGGGGAGCCCUGGCCCCGAUCAGGGAGGGAACGCUGGGCCGGGGAGCCCUUCCACACCCGGAGAGGCCUGGAGCUGGGACGGGGCGGGCAGGCUGGCUGGCCAGAACGGUCCCUGGUCACCCUCCCCAUCCCUGGGCCCUCCCCACCCCGCCUGCAAGCCCGGAGCCUUUCCUAAAGUGACCCUCCCACCAGAGGCGUUAUUAAUAGCCACAGCUGGCUCAAAUCACCGGCCAAGAAUGUUCCCCCGGGGCGCGUGGGGGAAGAGGAAGCCGCGGGCCGGGCGGCUGGGCUGGGUGCGGGGCCGGGCCCAGGGGGCCAUGUGGGCUGGGCAGGGGGCCCUCCCCCGUGCCCACCCCACCGCGGCCGGGCGUGGCCCGUCCUCCUCCUCCUCCUCCUCCGUCUCCUGCUCAGGUGACUCGGAGGAGGAGGACAUGGGGCUCCUGGAGGUCAGCGUUUCGGACAUCAAACCCCCAGCCCCGGAGCUGGGCCCCAUGCCAGCCGGCCUGACCCCGCAGCAGGUGGUCCGGAGGCACAUCCUUGGCUCCAUCGUGCAGAGCGAGGGCAGCUACGUGGACUCUCUGAAGCGGGUCCUCCAGGAUUACCGCAACCCCCUGAUGGAGAUGGAGCCCAAGGCGCUGAGCGCGCGCAAGUGCCGCGCGGUGUUCUUCCGCGUCAAGGAGAUCCUGCACUGCCACUCCAUGUUCCAGAUCGCCCUGUCCUCCCGCGUGGCCGAGUGGGACUCCACCGAGAAGAUCGGCGACCUCUUCGUGGCUUCGUUCUCCAAGUCCAUGGUGCUAGACGUGUACAGUGACUACGUGAACAACUUCACCAACGCCAUGUCCAUCAUCAAGAAGGCCUGUCUCACCAAACCUGCUUUCCUCGAGUUCCUCAAGCGACGCCAAGUGUGCAGCCCCGACCGCGUCACGCUCUACGGGCUGAUGGUGAAGCCCAUCCAGAGGUUCCCGCAGUUCAUCCUCCUGCUGCAGGACAUGCUGAAGAACACGCCCAGGGGCCACCCGGACAGGCUGCCGCUGCAGCUGGCCCUCACGGAGCUGGAGACGCUGGCCGAGAAGCUCAAUGAACAGAAGCGGCUGGCUGACCAGGUGGCGGAGAUCCAGCAGCUGACCAAGAGUGUCAGCGACCGCAGCAGCCUCAACAAGCUUCUGACCUCGGGCCAGCGGCAGCUGCUCCUGUGUGAGACGCUGACGGAGACCGUGUAUGGUGACCGCGGGCAGCUGAUCAAGUCCAAGGAGCGCAGGGUCUUCCUGCUCAACGACAUGCUGGUCUGUGCCAACAUCAACUUCAAGCCUGCCAACCACAGGGCCCAGCUGGAGAUCAGCAGCCUGGCGCCCCUGGGGCCCAAGUACGUGGUGAAGUGGAACACGGCCCUGCCGCAGGUGCAGGUGGCGGAGGUGGGCCAGGAGGGCGGCCCCUACGACAAGGACAACGCGCUCAUCCAGCACGCCGGUGCCAAGAAGGCCUCGGCCGCGGGCCAGGCCCAGAAUAAGGUGUACCUCGGGCCCCCGCGCCUCUUCCAGGAGCUUCAGGACCUGCAGAAGGACCUGGCCGUGGUGGAGCAGAUCACCCUCCUCGUCAGCACGCUGCACGGCACCUACCAGAACCUCAACAUGACGGUGGCUCAGGACUGGUGCCUGGCCCUGCAGCGUCUCCUGCGGGUGAAGGAGGAGGAGAUCCACUCAGCCAACAAGUGCCGCCUGCGGCUCCUGCUUCCUGGGAAGCCCGACAAGUCCGGCCGCCCCAUCAGCUUCAUGGUGGUCUUCAUCACCCCCAACCCCCUGAGCAAGAUCUCCUGGGUCAACAGGUUGCACUUGGCCAAGAUCGGACUCCGGGAGGAGAACCAGCCGGGCUGGCUGUGUCCGGAUGAGGACAAGCAAAGCAGAGCCCCGUUCUGGUGCCCGAUCCUGGCCUGCUGCGUUCCCGCCUUCUCCUUCAGGGGCCUCAGCCUGCAGCUCGGGGCCCUGGUCCACAGUCCCGUCAGCUGUCCUCUGCUGGGCUUCUCAGCUGUCAGCACCUCCCUCCCACAGGGCUACCUCUGGGUUGGAGGCGGGCAGGAGGGGGCGGGGGGCCAGGUAGAGAUCUUCUCCCUGAACCGGCCCUCGCCCCGCACGGUCAAGUCCUUCCCACUGGCAGCCCCCGUGCUCUGCAUGGAGUACAUUCCAGAGCCAGAGGAGGGCGACGGCAGAGACAGAGACAAGGGCUGCCCCGCUGCUGACGCCUCGGCCGGGGUGCACCCCACCAUCUGCCUCGGGCUGCAGGACGGCAGCGUCCUGCUUUACAGCAGCGUGGAUACGGGCACCCAGUGCCUGGCGGCCUGCCGGAGCCCAGGCCUGCAGCCCGUGCUCUGCCUGCGACACAGCCCCUUCCACCUGUUGGCCGGCCUGCAGGAUGGCACCCUCGCCGCGUACCCUCGGACCAGCGGAAGCGUCCCCUGGGACCUGGAGAGCCCGCCCAUGUGCCUGCCUGUGGGGCCGGGGCCCGUCCGCGCCCUGCUGAGCCUGGAGGAGGCCGUGUGGGCCAGCUGUGGGCCCCGGGUCACCGUCCUGGACGCCACCAGCUUGCAGACUCAGCAAAGCUUCGAGGCGCACCAGGAUGAAGCCGUGAGCGUGACGCACAUGGUGAAGGCGGGCAGCGGCGUCUGGAUGGCCUUCUCCUCCGGCUCCUCCAUCCGCCUCUUCCACACUGAGACUCUGGAGCAUCUGCAGGAGAUCAACAUCGCCACCAGGACCACCUUCCUGCUCCCAGGCCAGAAGCACCUGUGCGUCACCAGCCUCCUGAUCUGCCAGGGUCUGCUCUGGGUGGGCACCGACCAGGGCGUCAUCGUGCUGCUGCCCGUGCCUCGGCUGGAAGGCAUCCCUAAGAUCACAGGGAAAGGCAUGGUGUCGCUCAACGGGCACUGUGGACCUGUGGCCUUCCUGGCCGUGGCCACCAGCAUCUUGGCCCCCGAUAUCCUGCGGAGUGACCAGGAGGAGGCCGAGGGGCAGCAGGCCGAGGAGGACAAGCCGGACGGGCCGGCUCCCGAGCCCGCACCCGUGCCCGCGAGCCACGUGGGCGGGGAGCUGAUCCGCAAGAAGGGCAUCCUCCUGCAGUACCGCCUGCGCUCCACCUCCCACCUCCCGGGCCCGCUGCUGUCCGUGCGGGAGCCGGAGCCUGCAGACGGCUCGGCCCUGGAGCACAGUGAGGAGGACGGCUCCAUCUACGAGAUGGUGGAUGACCCCGACGUCUGGGUGCGCAACCGGCCCUGUGCCCGUGACGCCCACCGCAAGGAGAUCUGCUCCGUGGCCAUCAUCUCUGGAGGGCGCGGCUACCGCAACUUCGGCAGCGCCGCUGGCAGCCCCGGGAAGCCGGCCCCGUGCGGGGAGACGGACAGCACCCUCCUCAUCUGGCAGGCGCCCCUGAUGCUGUAGCCCCGCCCAGGCCUCGCCGUAGCCCCGCCCAGGUCACACCGUAGCCCCGCCCGUGCCACGUGGCGGCGGGCCUGUCUGCAGCCCGCUAGACUCUCGGCCUGCAGUGGGCCCUUCCCGGGGUCCAGGGUCCCCAGGAGCACUGAGUGGCCUCGCCCUUAAGGGGCCUGCACGGGGCCACAACAGCCUGGAACUCCGCCAUGUACCUGAGCGGAGCAGAGGGAAACCUCUUGCUUUUUAAGAAAAAAACAAUUUCAGUGUUCAGGGGAGUGGUUUGGGUUUGGGGAGAUGGAGGACACCUCCGGAGGAGAUGACCUUCUUUUUAAAAGCAAAAAAACAAAACAAAACAAAACCUCACAACUGCCCGGCAAGCCCAGCGCCUCUUGUCUGGGCCCAAGCGGGGCUCAAGGGCGGCCACACGACCCUCGUGGAGGGGUGCGUGCGUGUGAGUGAAUGAGAGCGUGUGGGCUGGUGUGUGAAUAUAUAUAAAUACGUAUAUAUGAUGUAUAUUAUAUGUGUAUAAAUGAAGUUUGUACAUAUUGGAGCUCUGGGAGAUGCUGGAAUAAAAGGCAAGAAUAACGUCA
Messenger RNA from Bubalus bubalis (water buffalo), 5307 nucleotides. RefSeq names its product Rho guanine nucleotide exchange factor 10 like (gene ARHGEF10L). NCBI's taxonomy places the organism in Eukaryota, Metazoa, Chordata, Mammalia, Artiodactyla, Bovidae. The record is from RefSeq and is a predicted model, not a curated record. The transcript is spliced from 21 exons. Gene Ontology annotation, biological process: actin cytoskeleton organization; SREBP signaling pathway; positive regulation of stress fiber assembly. Gene Ontology annotation, molecular function: protein binding; guanyl-nucleotide exchange factor activity. Bases 1280 to 4726 code for a protein of 1148 amino acids. Gene Ontology annotation, cellular component: cytosol.